AUGCCUCUGGACGAUAGAAGCCACUUUAUUUACUUGGCUCGGAUCCAGCUAUUCUCUGUGGUAUGUCCCAAGGAUACAGUCUAUGACUACAGACUCUCAAGGUGUGCAUCCGAAAAUACAGAUUCCGGGUAUGCUUGUCCUCUGGACCCACCAGCAACUGGAUUCUCAACGUUUACCCGCGGUUGCGCCUCGGACAUUCCGGGAAACUGUUUUGGCAUACCGCUGAGGGCACUAAAGCUGGAUAUGACGUUUACCUUAGAAAAUCUCAAGGUGGAGGAGGUAUAUAAAUAUACCCCGGCGAGUAUUGGCUGGAACUACUUCACUCCGGAUAACAACUGGCGGGUCAAGCCUGGAUAUCGCUUGGGCUUCAUUGCUUCCCACAUAUCAACACUGUCCUACAUCGUGGUUACUGAGGAUUAUCCCAUCGAUUUAAUUGCAUUUAAAAUCAAAUCAGUGGUAAAAGGUCAGGAGAUCGCGCAAUCAAGCUUUAUGAAGAUGACCAAAAGACAGCACCAGAUUGGCGCCUACAUUCGUCCUGAAGUAUCAAUGCGUCUAACUGGCAAACUAUCAAAUAUUGGGACUCAGUCUGUCUCCAUAACACUCAGAGCCUACUCCAAGAACUUCUCGACCCACAAUUUCACUAGCUCAUCCAGCAUAAAUAUAGUACAGGGCAGCACUGACUGCGAACUGGUCACAAAGGUGGCUGCCGCCGGCAAUCCCACCCAACUAAAACUGACCAAUCAUGGAGGCAAGCAAGCAAAACUUAGUUUACAUUUUUGUGCAUGCAAAUAA
Messenger RNA from Protopolystoma xenopodis, 792 nucleotides. Lineage: Eukaryota; Metazoa; Platyhelminthes; Monogenea; Polystomatidea; Polystomatidae. The record is from the annotation of a GenBank genome assembly.